This is a messenger RNA of Pseudovirgaria hyperparasitica, 975 nucleotides long. RefSeq lists its product as uncharacterized. The record is from RefSeq and is a predicted model, not a curated record. The transcript has 2 exons. The coding region runs from base 1 to 561 and encodes 186 amino acids. Lineage: Eukaryota; Fungi; Ascomycota; Dothideomycetes; Acrospermales; Acrospermaceae.
AUGCAGAUCCGGAAAAGCAUCAAGCGUGUCUUCCACCGCUCUUCGAAUUCGUCGUCUCAAUCUUCGGACUCAUCACUCUCGAAAUCACAAGCUACUUCCGCGUACCCAGCCCAUCUGUUCUAUCAGCCAGGCGAGAAGAUGCCAACGCCAAAAUACCGGCGACCGGUAGCCAAAGAACACAAGGAGAGGCUAGAAGCGUUCAACUUUGCGACAGCCUGGAAAAGGAAGAGUCAAACAAGCCUCUACAGCCCCAUGGGUAGCCGCAUGCCAAGUCGGCGGAAUAGCCACAACUUCACGAGGACGCCUCGAAGAAGCUUCUCUGAGAUGCGUAUGGAUGCCAACGUCAAUGAGGGAUCGGACGAUGAGGGCGAUGUCUCCAAUGGUCUGUCAAGACGCCAUUCAAGAGACUACCCUAACCACUCGACAUCUGACAUGGCUUCCACGGUUCCAGACUCUCGCGACCAAUCCGACGCCGCCAUGAGCAGUGGUCACAGCCAAUCGUUCACCGCAGAAGACCUAACUCUGGCAAUUAAAAAUUCGAACAUGGCUGUGUCGCGAUGAUUGAACGGCCACAGAACUUCUUUUAGUACCACAAUCACGACCCAUCGCAACAACGUUUUUUCUACAUUCCAGAAUCAUGCCACGACUUAAGCAUUUACACAGGCGUUCUGUCAGCAUUUCAGGCGGUCUUUCUGAGUUCUUCUUUAUCGCGUGCAUUGUUGGGCUGGCCGGCGUACCCAAUACGAUGCACACUUGCACCCCAACGGGACCAGAAUGUCUUUGUGCCCUGUCCCGCCUUGCAUAUCCGCACCCUGUCAGCAGUGGUGAAACGGCGCGGCAUGCAUCUCGCUCAAUCAUGCCAGAGCCAGUCGGAAGAUGUCGGGGCCUUUUUUGGCAAGGCGAGGGCGAGCAAAACUUUACUUUCUUGUUCAAUCAUGCUUUUUGGCUUGCAUCUUGGGCUGCACAUCGCGGCCU